Messenger RNA from Trichomonas vaginalis G3, 1053 nucleotides. RefSeq lists its product as uncharacterized. Bases 1 to 1053 code for a protein of 350 amino acids. NCBI's taxonomy places the organism in Eukaryota, Parabasalia, Trichomonadida, Trichomonadidae. The record is from RefSeq and is a predicted model, not a curated record. The transcript has a single exon.
AUGAUCGGAACGAUGAAUUUUUUUUUCGAAAAAUGUCCAUUCCUGAGCAAAAUUUGUCCAUGGAUCAAGUUGGACAAUUUUUUAAGGCUUGAAUGGGAUGAUUUUUAUGGGGAAGAUCUUUCCAAUACACAAUAUGAAGACGAAACAACAAAUCUUCUAAAAACUGAUCAAAAUUACUACGUAAAGCACUGUCUCUUUGCCGAAAAUAUUAAAUCAAGUGCUAUUAAUUUUCAAACUUCGAAAGAUACAACAAAACUAUUAGUUGAUACUUCCCAAUUUUUAAAUUGUAGUAAUUCCAAAGCUGGAGGAAGUUUAUUCUUCUCCAGUGAAGGUGAAUGUGUCCAAGAUCGAAUAAUAAGUGACUCAUCAAAAGUAACAACAACAUAUACUUAUGGAGUUUAUUGUUAUUCAGAUGUUUCAAAUAAAGAAUCAUUCCAAAACAAAAUUCUUUCAUCUUCGAUUACUAAAAGUGGAGAAAAUAACUUAGGAUAUAGAAAUAUUUACCUAAAAAAUGGAAAAAUUAAUUUCACUAAUUCAAAUAUUUCUCAUUCAAAAUGCAAUGGAAGAAGUGUUUCUUGUUUUGAAAGUUAUUUAACUGAUUCAAAAGUUUUAUUUUCUAUAUUUUAUGAUAAUAAAGAUAAUACUCCAAGUGAUGCUGCCCCUGUUAACCUUUAUAAUUCACCAUCAUCAAAUAUUCUAUUUGAAGCAACAAAUUUCCAAAAUAUUACUGAUUAUUGGUUAGUUUAUGCAUAUAAAUCUCCAACAAAUUUAACAAAAUGUUGUUUCUCAAAUAACAAUAUUUCUCAAUAUUAUUUCUAUGGAGAUAGUGCCAAAAUUACAGUUGAUAGAUGUUUCAUUGAUGUAAGUCCAAUUAAAGGAGGAACAGUUGAAAUAACUAACGAAAUCAAAGAUACAUCUAACAUAGAUAUUUGUAAAACAUACUAUGAACUCGAAUAUCAAAUUCUUGAUAUCAAUAAAAAUAAAUUCACAAAGAAUAUUUUGAAAAUAUUGAGAAAGCUCGAAAAUAUAUUAAAUUUUCAAACAUUUCUAUAA